CUGGCCAGGCUACUUCCGGCAGCGCGAUGGCUGGGUUCCCGGGACUCGAACGGAAGUUCCGGCGGGGGCGGCCGAGGGGGAAGAGAGUGUGUCUGUGCAGGAGAAAGAGGAGAAUCGCCCGAGAGGUCUCGAAACCCCCAGGGAGUGGAGGCCCCAGCCGUGGAGCCCUGCAGUGUAUGUGUGGUAACACCAUGUCUGUGCCCCUGCUCACCGAUGCUGCCACUGUGUCUGGAGCUGAGCGGGAAACGGCUGCGGUUAUUUUUUUACAUGGACUUGGAGACACAGGGCACAGCUGGGCUGACGCCCUCUCCGCCAUCCGGCUCCCUCACGUCAAGUACAUCUGUCCCCAUGCACCCCGGAUCCCUGUGACGCUCAACAUGAAGAUGGUGAUGCCCUCCUGGUUUGACCUAAUGGGGCUGAGUCCUGAUGCCCCAGAGGACGAGGCCGGCAUCAAGAAGGCAGCGGAGAACAUCAAGGCCUUGAUCGAACACGAGAUGAAGAACGGGAUCCCCGCCAAUCGAAUCGUCCUGGGAGGCUUUUCACAGGGCGGGGCCCUGUCCCUCUACACGGCCCUUACCUGUCCCCACCCCCUGGCUGGCAUCGUGGCAUUGAGCUGCUGGCUGCCUCUGCAUCGGGCCUUCCCCCAGGCAGCCAAUGGCAGUGCCAAGGACCUGGCCAUCUUGCAGUGCCACGGGGAGCUGGACCCCAUGGUUCCAGUACGGUUUGGGGCCCUGACGGCCGAGAAGCUUCGGUCCGUCGUCACACCCGCCAGGGUCCAGUUCAAGACGUACCCAGGUGUCAUGCACAGCUCCUGCCCUCAGGAGAUGGCAGCCGUGAAGGAGUUUCUUGAGAAGCUGCUGCCUCCUGUCUAACCAGAGUCGCUGGCCCCCAGCGCAGGACCCCAGCUCCUGGGGGACGCAGCACGCGCGGCGCCAUCUCGGAUCUGAGCCGGUCGAGCCCCCGUCCCCACCAUCCCUGACCCGUCCUCUUCCCAUAGGCCUCUGGGGCAGGCGGGCCCAGGCCUGGCCAGGCCUGCCUCCCUGGCCUCAGCCACCUGGCUGUCUGCAGCAGGGGUGGGCCACCCUCUUCUCCCAUUUCCCCGGAGGUGGGCCACCCCCCCCCCCCCCCCCCGGCAGCAGUAUUGGAGGGGCUGUAGGCAGCGGGAGAAAGGGGCCCGGCCGCUGACCCACUCACUCAGGACCUCACUCACUAGCCCCGCUUUGGGCCCCCUCCUGUGACCUCAGGGUUUGGCCCAUGGGGCCCUCCCGGGCCCCACCUACCACUCCACCCCCCCCACCCCCCCCACCCCCCCCCCAGUGACUCUGCCCAGAUAAUCGUGUCUCUCCUCCUUCUCUCCAGCUGCUUCUCAGUCAUGAAUGUGUCCAUGGCCCGGCCCCCGUGCUGCUGUGGGCUGCCUGCCCCUGGGCAGGGGUGUUGGUGAGGGGGCAGAGUCCUUCGAGGGGGGCCUUCCCUUAGGCCCCUGAAACGUGGGGGCUGGGCCCUGCCCCUCCCCGCCCCCCCCCCAUUGCCCUGUUCCCCCCCCCCGUAGGCCUGGAGCCUGCAGGGCUGGACUGAGGCUCAAAGUCUCCCCCCGCUGUCCCACUCCCACGUUGUCCCCACUCUAGGGCCAGGGGGGAGGUGGGGGAGUUGUGUCUCGUCUUCUGUCUCCAUGUGGUUUUGGGUGUUUUUCUUGUUGUAUCCUGGAUUCCGAUAAAAUUAAAUUGCUUCAACUCUCA
This is a messenger RNA of Neofelis nebulosa (Clouded leopard), 1736 nucleotides long. RefSeq names its product lysophospholipase 2 (gene LYPLA2). Lineage: Eukaryota; Metazoa; Chordata; Mammalia; Carnivora; Felidae. Bases 27 to 872 code for a protein of 281 amino acids. Gene Ontology annotation, cellular component: cytoplasm. Gene Ontology annotation, biological process: protein depalmitoylation. Gene Ontology annotation, molecular function: carboxylic ester hydrolase activity; palmitoyl-(protein) hydrolase activity. The record is from RefSeq and is a predicted model, not a curated record. The transcript has 10 exons.